AUCGCAAGUCAAUCGAUAAUCAAAAGUUUGGUCAAUCCCGAAAUAUAACGACAGGGAUAAAAUAGCGCGAUUUGGAAACCAAAACACCAAGUAAGAAGAUGAAAGAGCUUGUUAUUUCGCGGUGAAUAUUCCCUCUCUCUGGCUGAAAUGUUCAGCGACGAAUCACAUGAACCUGUUUAUUUUACAUCCUCAUGGAAAACUGAAAGAUAUGUCAAGGAAAGUGGAGCCCAAACAAGUGAGAUCAUCACCUACGAAGCAGAUGUCCAAGUUGUGAAUAGAGCUGAUGCUGGAUGCCAGACAGAGGAGGAGACUGAGCAGGAGAUGGUUAUUGGACAUGAUAACUCGCAGAACCUGGUUAACUUUAUGCUUCGUGUCUAUCCUGAUGUCAGCAAACAACUAGAGGCUAAUGCUAUAAGUCAUGCUUUUGAUGGUUAUGAUGUUGACUGGGAAGAGAAGUCAAGUGCUGUCACCUGUCAACAUAGGCUGAUCAAUCAAGCAUCGGGGAAUCAGCUGCAAAUUACAAGUCUCUCCUGGAACUCAACAGGAUCAGUAAUUGCUGCUGCAUAUGGCCGGCUUGAUCAUGAAGAUUGGUGUACACACAAGUCGUCUCUUUGUACUUGGAACUUGGAUAGAAGGGGCAUCAAUGUCAACAAAGCAGAUACAACAGUGGAUCUGUCUAGUUGUCUGCUCAGUCUUGCAUUCCAUCCGAAGUCACCUGCACUGAUUGCAGGAGGAACUUUCAAUGGGGAGGUACACUUAUGGGACCUUAGUUGUGAGGAUGAAAUGCUGGUUGCUUCAUCAGGGAUGGGCAACGAUUCACAUCGGGAACCUGUCAACAAGAUCAUGUGGUUGUUGGAUCCAGACUCAAAGGGCAAAAAGUACCAGAUUCUUAGUGCUAGUGGUGAUGGGAAAGUCUUGCUCUGGCAAGUACCACCAAUAGAGUCUCAGGACCUCAGGCUUGUUGGCGGAUACAUUCUGCAGACCGGGGCAGUUCCUCGAAGCUUGAGAACAAGUAAAGCCAAGGGCGACAUGGAGAUGGGGGUUACUACUUUAUCUUUCUCGCACGAGGACAAGACAUUGUUUGUGCUUGGCUCUGAGGCUGGUGGUAUUUUCAAGUGUUCUGUGAAUUCAAGGGGUCCACCAGUUGGAAAUGUUACUAGCUCAGUGCCCCUGGGAUCCCCUGUGACGUUUGCCUUUGCGCCACAUGUUGGCCCCGUGUUUUCAGUCAACUGUUCACCUUAUCAUCGCAACCUGUUUCUCACGUGUGGUACUGAUGGCACAAUACGAUUAUACACAAUGCUACAGGCCAAGCCAUUGUUAUCUCUGGAACCUGCCGCGGGCUACCUGUUCGCCAUCCGCUGGUCUCCUGUCAGGCCUCUGGUAUUCUCUGUUGCUACUGGAGAUGGAAGACUGCUCAUAUAUGAUAUGAAGGUGAACCAUAUAAACCCCGUCACUACCAUUGAUGUAUCCGACAAGAAACCUGUUCAUACGUUGGAGUACAAUAUCCACAGGCGCCAGCUGGUUGCAACAGGGGACAGUGAAGGCGUCAUCAAAAUUUGGCGUCUGAGUGAUGAGCUCACUACACAGGGCCCCCGUGAAACAGAGAUUCUCACAGACAUAGCAGAGACGCAGGGGGAUUAAGGUCAACACAGUUAGACAGGGCAACACCAAUUUAUGUGAAAGGAGGCAAGUUUUCGAGAGCUGAUGGCUAUAAUGACCCAUGGGCACGGCCAUCAAUUGCUCACGGAGGAGGUUGCACACACAAAGUGUGGGGGGUGGGGGGAGUCGCAUACUUCAAAUCAACCGUUUAAGGACUCUGUAGUAGUCCUCUUAUGUUAUGGCCUGGUGGGAUUUAUAAAAGCUGUUACAUCUUUGACACCAUGUAAUUUUGACAACUUUAUUACGGACAAACACAAUUUCAUUACACUACAAUUAUUGAUGGUUACAAUCUUACUCUUUACUCGUACUUUAAAGGCAUUUUCUAGACAGUAAUAAAGUAUAAAUAUUAUCCUAAA
Messenger RNA from Nematostella vectensis (starlet sea anemone), 2015 nucleotides. RefSeq names its product cytoplasmic dynein 2 intermediate chain 2. Gene Ontology annotation, cellular component: ciliary plasm; cytoplasmic dynein complex. Lineage: Eukaryota; Metazoa; Cnidaria; Anthozoa; Actiniaria; Edwardsiidae. The coding region runs from base 148 to 1641 and encodes 497 amino acids. The transcript has 17 exons. The record is from RefSeq and is a predicted model, not a curated record. Gene Ontology annotation, molecular function: dynein heavy chain binding; dynein light chain binding. Gene Ontology annotation, biological process: intraciliary transport.